Messenger RNA from Thunnus maccoyii (southern bluefin tuna), 3500 nucleotides. RefSeq names its product Ro60, Y RNA binding protein (gene ro60). The transcript has 9 exons. Lineage: Eukaryota; Metazoa; Chordata; Actinopteri; Scombriformes; Scombridae. Bases 114 to 1736 code for a protein of 540 amino acids. Gene Ontology annotation, cellular component: ribonucleoprotein complex. The record is from RefSeq and is a predicted model, not a curated record. Gene Ontology annotation, molecular function: RNA binding.
UGCCCCGCCCGGUUACGUCACUGACGGUCAGAGGGGAGGCCUUUUUGCCGUCUGGCUACAUCAAAAACUUGAGUCCCGUGCACACACAUACUGUGGCCUUCUCCAGUGUGACAAUGGAGCCAUCAGGAAGUACCACAACAUCUUCAAGCAACCACACUCUGAACUCAACAGGUGUCGGUUGUCCAUGGGAGAUCAGCGACAAGGCCAGACUGUGCCGCUUCCUCUGCUAUGGCUUGGAGGGAGACUUGUACACUGCCAGAGAGGAGGGUCGUGUCAGCAUAGAGAACGCUGAAACCCUGUUUUCCCUUCUUCAGGAUGGCCACGGUGGCGAGGUGGUGGAAGAGAUAAAAAGGUUCGCUAAAGAUGAGCGAGCUGUCAGACUCGGCCCCUCCUUUUUUGCACUGGCUUUGUGCUCCCAGCACUCUGAGCUGAAGACCAGGCAGGCGGCAUUCAAAGCCCUGAAGGAAGUUUGUCGAGAUCCUGCCCAUCUGUUUUCUUUCAUCCAGUACAAAAAAGAGUUGAAAGAGGGCAUGAAGUGUGGGAUUUGGGGACGUGCCCUGAGAAGAGCAGUGUCUGACUGGUACAAUGAGCAAGAUGCCAUGAGUCUGGCUGCGGCUGUGACCAAAUGUAAACAGAGAGAGGGGUGGUCACACCAAGAUCUACUCAGGCUCUCUCACACCAAACCAGCUCAUGAAGCUAUUGCCUUGAUCAGCAAAUAUGUAACAAAAGGAUGGAAAGAGGUCCAGGUUGCUUACGCAGAUAAAGAGAACUCAGAGGAGGUCGCCAAAGUGCUUUCAUACCUUGAAGUGGUGGAGAAGGUCAAGCACAGUUGUGAUGAAACGGAGGUCAUCAAUUUAAUAGAGGAACACAAAUUGGAGAGGGAACAGCUACUGACAGACCACCUGAAGUCCAAACUGGUAUGGAGAGCGUUGUUGAAGGAAAUGCCUCUCCAGUCUGUGCUAAGGAUCUUAGGUAAGAUGACGGCAAACAAAGUUCUUGAACCAGGGACUUCAGAAACACAAACUGUUUGUGACAGAAUCCAGAGUGAGACGGCAUUAAAGAAGGCAAAGCUCCACCCUUUCAACAUACUCUUGGCUUCUGAAAACUACAAAAGAGGCCAAGGCUAUCAGGGUAAAACAAAAUGGGAACCAGACAGCAGCAUCCUGAAAGCAAUGGACUCUGCUUUUUACAAGAGUUUUAUGAAUGUGGAUCCUGUCGGUAAACGCUUUGUGGUGGCAGUGGAUGUGAGCACAUCGCUGAGCAGCAUUGUCCCAGGGACGUCGAUCAGCACUGCCGUCGCUGCCGCAGCAAUUACCAUGAUUUUUGCAAGGACAGAGGCAGACACACACGUGCUAGCCUACUCUGAAGGAUUUGUGGUUCCAUGCACGGUUUCUGCUGACAUGAGUCUCGCACAAGCAACAGUGGAACUGGUUAAGAUCCCGAGUGGGAGCACAGACUGCACUCUUCCCAUCACAUGGGCCACAGAGAACGGGAAAGCUGUAGAUGUGUUCAUCAUUCUAACCAACAACCCUCUGUGGACGUUUACUGCCAGCCCGGUGGAGUCUCUAAAGAAGCACAGACAAAUAUCAGGAACCAAUUCUAAAUUGGUGAUGUGUGGGCUGACAUCCAUUGGACAGGCCAUCGCAGACACAGAAGACAGAGGUGUACUGAGCAUCUGUGGCUUCGACCUUGGAGCUUUGAGUGUCAUUCGUAACCUAGCCCAGGAUCUGAUCUGAUAAAGUAUUUGGGACCGUCUCUGAAUCAUGUCAUUAGAGUCCAACAAGAAGGCACAAAGUGGACCAACAUGGCUCACUUAGCAUGUAGAGUGCCCUAAAACAGCACUAAUCCAAAAGAUAUUGACAUUUACAAUUCCAAUUUCUCUUUUUGUAUUAUGUCGCUUACAAAUUGACAAAGUGUCCAGCGGGCUGGACAACACUCUGGAAAUGUGUGCAUAUAUUUUUUUCUGAAAUUUAAAAAGGAAGUGAUAACACAUGAUAUGUCAUUGCAUAUCAUGCUGUUGGAGUUUUAGUGCAAACAGCACUCUGUUGUUAAGUGCUUUGAUGGUUUUUGGUGAGACAUGAACCCUUUGAAGAAAUUCCACAUUUAUAGCGAGAUGUUUGCAGAUUAAAUAAGAGGAACAGGUUAAGAGACAGAAUGUUGGAGACUUAGUGCAACUGUAGGUUUAUUAGAAGGGGAUUUACUGUUUCUAGUAUGUAUCUAUGGUAUGAUUUAGCAAGUUUGAUGUGAUGGUAGAGGCAUUUUAAAUUUGAAAGCCUGUCCCUCUGUUUUAUGUAGCAUUAUUAUAAAUUAUUAACUGAUAUACUGUAAGAGAGGAAAAACACCAAAAGUGAACAGAAUACAUUGCAUUUUGUUUUCUGACUAUUCUUCUAUUCUUUGAUUUAUUUGGUCAGAAAAGGUUUUUUUUAUAGUGAUGUUAAUGUCUAGAAUUCCAUUUACAUAACACUGCCUAUAGCUUAGCUACAAUUUUAGUUCUAUUAACAUUUGUUUUCCCCUGAGCCAAUUUUAUUUUAAAACUGAGUUGUCUUUUCUGCUCUUGUCAAAUGUAUUCUAUAAAAAAAAAUACCCUUGGUGCUCUUAAAUGUGAUGCAACAUUAUUGGGGGAUUAUUUGGGUUUUGGUUUAUUUGGGAUUUUCCUUCGUAUAACAAUAAUGCCAAUGUAAGUCGGUUUGCUGUAGGUUGGAAAAAUUGACUUUUUCUCAUAUUUUAGUCUGAAUUCUAUGCAUCACAUUUGGGAUUUUACUGUAUUAUUAUGUCCAGGAAGGACAGAUCAUAGUUAUUUAACAACUGUUUACCUAGACUGAAUCUGCUAGCACAGUAAUGUUUCAGUAUAUUUGAUGUAAGAAUGUCCGUUAUGCAAAAACUAACAGAUAAUUGCUACAUUAGCGGAAUAAAAGGAAUUGAAUGUACCGGUACUUUUGUAAAACAUGACACAGAAGAGAUUUAAAGUACAGUGCUUUAUAUUUCUUCAAAGAGAAUAAACACAUAUGUUUUAGUGUUAGGGGCCACUUCAUUUUUGGGAAAUGGAAGCAAUCGACCACAGUGGUGCUUCUUGUUUUAUUGAACACUAAUUACUGUAAUUACAGACAGAAUUAACAUUCAACGUGUCACUUAUUCUCCAUUCUAGUGUAAUUCAUUAUGAAGAAAAAUAAACUGACCAUGUUACUGUGAAGGAUUUUUCUCCACACAUGCUGAUACUGUCAUUUUCAAUGUUAAGACAAUGUCCGCUGUAUUUUUGACCAAAGGUCAAAACGCUAUGAAGCUAAAAUAUAUGUACAAUAUGAUUGUUGAUACAGCGUUUGUAGUUGAAAGUUUGACACAAGAGAUAGUUAUUAUUAUGAGGUAUGGUAAUUCACAAGUGUUUCACCACCAUGGUUAACUCUCUCCUAUUAUGUUUGUUGUAUCCAUUUUGCUUAACAUCUAAGUACUUGACUGUAGUGGCAAUGUAGACCCUUAAUAAACACUUUGCUGCUCUUCAAAUA